Scatophagus argus is the source of this 7551-nucleotide messenger RNA. RefSeq names its product phagosome assembly factor 1 (gene phaf1). The transcript has 16 exons. NCBI's taxonomy places the organism in Eukaryota, Metazoa, Chordata, Actinopteri, Scatophagidae. Gene Ontology annotation, cellular component: synaptic vesicle membrane; trans-Golgi network; dendrite. Gene Ontology annotation, biological process: Golgi to plasma membrane protein transport. Bases 1285 to 2568 code for a protein of 427 amino acids. The record is from RefSeq and is a predicted model, not a curated record.
AACGUGCGUCGAACACAGGAAGUUGAUUUAUCAGCUGAUCCUGCUGUUUGUUGUUGAUGCCUGAAGUUGCUGUUGUUUGGACACUGUGUUGCUCAUAUCUGCGUCUGACAUUGAAGACAUAUUAAACCCUAGAAAAGGACACGGUGGGCAUUUACAGACUGACGAGCUUCUGAGUAUUAAGGGAAGUGUCACACAGCUAGGACUUUGAAUUUGCGCUCUCGCGGCAGAAGAGCUAGCACCAAAGCUUGAACCUUCGGUGAAACAAGAAAGAAAAACAGCAAAGACAGCCGACGGCUUGACGUGCUUUCUUUGUUUCUGUCGUGCCGGUCUGAACCGAGAUAUUGAUUUUCUUUGUCUUGAAUUUAGUUUUUUUUCCUCGAAAAGGCGUUAUUUAUAUUUAUACUUUAUUAUCAUUACACCGCAAGGGCAGCUAGCUAGUCAGCUAACGCUAGCCCAUAGCGCAAAGAAAGAGCCUUGUUGUCAAGAUUUGAUGCUUUCGUAACUGCCAAUGUACUAACAGAUAGUGACAGAUAACCAUUGCUAACGGUGAGAAUAGUCAGGUUUGGAGAAAUUAUUUUCGUGCCUCUGUAUUUUUUGGCUGUUUGUCACUGGCUCAGGUGCUCUGUUGGGGAUAUAGGACACAACUCUGUAGCCGAAUAAGUUGAUGCUCACUGAUUAAGUUCAAGCCUCUUAGAGACAUUUGUGGCUGUGGAACCAGUCUGUCUUAUCUGUUUGUUUGUUCCUGACCUUAAAUCGAAUGAAUUCAGUUUUUUUUAUCUGUAUCGAUUUUAAAGCACACAACAAGUAAUAGGUUAACUGACAGCUGGCCUUGUACGUUGUAGAUUAGCUGGCAGGUUGCGUAAUUUGUUUGUGAGCAAACUGUCAGCCUUUGCUGGAUAACGUGUUAAACUGUUAUUUAAAACAUAUGUAUCUUUGUGAGCCUUAGGUGAUCCGUGUGUUCAGCCUUAGGUAGUGUUGUGGAUGUCGUUUUAAAUAUUUCACACAUUUUAGCAUUUGUUUUUGGUACCAAUUUAGUGUCAAGAAUACAUGACAUGUGAUACAGUGGCCACACUUUACUGUAAACAGACUGAGUAGCUGUUUGAUGCUCAUGCUCAUGACUCGGGUAACUUUAGAAAAAUAAGUCAAUAGUUAUGUUUUAAAGUAGACAUCUGAAACAAUUGUGAGACUGUGCUGUGACCAGGGAGAGACAGGUGAGGAGAAAGGGUCCCUCAGAGGGUCCCAUUGUGUCUUGAGGUGAGGUGAGCUGCCCCCCACUACUUGCCAAUGCUGGAUCUGGAGGUGGUGCCUGAGAGAUCACUAGGAAAUGAACAAUGGGAAUUCGCCUUAGGGAUGCCAUUGGCCCAGGCCAUCUCUAUUCUGCAGAAACACUGCCGCAUCGUAAAAAAUGUCCAGGUGCUAUACAGUGAACAGACGCCACUCAGCCAUGACCUCAUACUGAACUUGACUCAGGAUGGGAUUAAACUGCUGUUUGAUGCCACAAAUCAGAGACUCAAGGUGAUUGAAGUGUAUGACCUGAGCAAAGUGAAGUUGAAAUACUGUGGAGUCCAUUUCAACUCUCAGGCCAUUGCCCCCACAAUAGAGCAAAUAGAUCAGUCAUUUGGCGCUACGCACCCAGGAGUUUACAAUGCUGCAGAGCAAUUGUUCCAUCUCAACUUUCGAGGACUGUCCUUCUCCUUCCAACUGGACUCAUGGAAUGAAGCUCCAAAAUAUGAGCCUAACUUUGCCAUGGGUUUGGCCUCCCUGCAGAUUCCACAUGGGGCCAUGGUCAAGAGGAUGCACAUUUACACUGGCAACAACCUGCAAGAAACAAGAGCUCCGGUGAUGCCGUUGGCCUGUUUCCUUGGUAACAUCUAUGCAGAGUGUGUGGAUGUCCUGAGAGACCGGGCUGGGCCUCUGGGUCUCAGACUGCGCCUUCUUACUGCAGGUUGUGGUCCAGGUGUGAUGGCUGAUGCAAAAGUGAGGUCCCUAGAAAGGAGCAUCUACUUUGGAGAUUCCUGUCAGGAUGUACUGGGUGCUCUAGGCUCGCCACAUAAAGUCUUUUACAAGUCUGAGGACAAGAUGAAGAUCCACUCUCCAUCACCUCACAAGCAGGUUCCUUCAAAAUGUAACGACUACUUCUUCAACUACUUCACCCUCGGAGUGGAUAUCCUGUUUGACUCUACAAAUCACCUGGUGAAGAAGUUUGUCCUCCAUACCAACUACCCUGGACAUUACAACUUCAAUAUAUAUCAUAGAUGUGACUUUAAGAUUCCACUUGUCAUUAAGAAAGAGGGAGCUGAUUCUCAGACGGAGGACUGCAUUUUAACCACCUACAGCAAGUGGGAUCAGAUUCAGGAACUGCUGGGUCACCCGAUGGAAAAACCUGUAGUGCUCCACAGGUCCUCAUCAGCCAAUAACACCAACCCUUUCGGCUCUACCUUCUGCUUUGGACUGCAGAGGAUGAUUUUUGAGGUGAUGCAGAAUAACCACAUAGCAUCAGUGACCCUCUAUGGUGCUCCACGGACCGCCAGUCAAGCCCGACCUGAGUCCAGUAGUAGUUCCCACUGAGCAAGUAACCAGAACCACAUCCCAUUCUGGCCUGUCCUGAAUCUAGCACCUCUACUGACUGAACCUAUAACCCAGAGCCAGAUUCUUAACCAAGCAGACCUAACCCAGAACAGCAAAAUUAUUCUUGUCCAGCUCAGACACCGCUCAUUACACAGAAAGGCAACCAGAACCCAGAGUAACCAAAUCAGCUUUUCCUGGAGGGUUCUAAUACUUCGCUUUUAAUCAGAUCCACCCAGACAGCACAGUCAUCCCAGUUCAGACUACCCCAAGAUCCAGGAUCUAGUGACAGUCUCAGUCCAGUGAAGUGAUUUCUUGAGGGGGAGUAUCACGGUGGUGCUGCAAACUGACAUGGUGAAGAAAUCUGUCGAGCUCAAAUCUUUCCAUCCAGUGGCUGCAUUUGCACAGGACCACAGAAGAAGAGUUUGUCCAGACUGUAGUUUGAAUGGUUCCACCAUACACACCAUUCUGUGACAAUAAUCUCCAUAACGUCGUGAUGGUGAGAUGAUCAGCUUUUAAACAAGUCUGUUUAACAUUAAGCAUAGAGAGUUAAAACUGCUGUGGCCAAAGUCUUGAAACGAACUCUGGCUUCGCUGAAAACACACACCACCCAACCACACUGCCAGCCCAGCCAGUACCGCCUGUGUCCCUCUGCUGCAACUUCACAACCACACCAGACUGGCUAAAGUCAAAACCCCCGGACACAUCAGAACCGCAACAAACCAAACCAACUCAGCCCAACCAAGAGCCACCAGAGCCAAACACACAUUGGAAAGCUGCAGAGGACUGUAACGUGAGAGGAGAACGUGAGAAUCCAGAUUUUGUCGUACGAGAGAAGAACCAAACACACUCAGGGUUUGAAGAGACAUGUGGCCCAGAACACACCCACAAUGGCUGGGUGACCAGAUGUGAAGCCUCUCAAAGCAGAGCCAUCCAAACACCAACCCUUCCUUUCCUUCUGUUUCAUUCUUCCUCCACCUUUCCUCAGUGGUACCCACUAACACACACACACACACACACACACACACACACACACGCAAGCAAGCAAGCACACAGGAGUAAUUAUUAAUCCACAGCUGUUGUUAUUCGCAGCUCUGGACAUGUCUAUGUGCUCGCAUACACACACACAUUUCGAAAUGGGCAUCUGCAUGUGUUAGGCUGCUGAUUUUUGAAUCGGUAUUUCAACAGACUUUUAUUCAAGCACACUCACAGCAUUCAGUCCCUUCACUACUAUCCUCACAUGUAUUUCUAAUACAUGAAAGCUGGUUUGUCUUUUUAGCCUUUUUAAAUACAGCAUAGAGACGUGCAGGCAUUACGAGAAUUUGCAUGAACUUGGCAGACGUUUUUGAAUGAGAGGAGACUUCUUACAAGCACAAACUGGCAACCUGUUCUCCUUAUUUGUUCCUGCAUGUUGUUCGGGCACACGGUCUUGUUCUUUAAAUUUUCCUCUGCCCCGACUCACUCAUCCUCUCCAUGACCAUUUUCAUUGUGUUCAGUGUUUUUAUUUUUCUUCAGUGGUUGUUACAUAUGCACUAAAACACACCUUUUUUUACUUGAUUGGUUGAUUGUGCCCUAUCCUCACAGAUGGAUUUGUGGGGACAUUUGGAGAGAUAGUGGUGUGUGAAUGUGUGUGUGUGUGUGUUUUUAUCCAUAAGUUUGGACAGGGGGAGAGCCAGUCAUGUUUUCUGUGUUGCUCUUUCCUCUUAACCUUCUCCAUUUCUACAUCCAGUUGAUGCAUUGCAAUCCGUCCCUCAGCAGUGUCUACAUUUAUUUCCUUGUUGAAUUGCCAAAUGCUUUAGCCAAAGAAGUUUCAGGACAAUAUCAUUGGAUCUGCUAAUGUUCUCACUCUUGUCCAAUCCUGUCCUGUGGAGAGAGUCACGUGUUGGUCGUCUGCUUCCUGUUGCAUCUCUUUUAUUCUGCACAUCAAAGGUCAUUAUUGUGGUAAAGCCUCUAAAUUCAGCUGCUGGUUAUUGUGACUGCUGACAAUAUUUACACAAGAUGUGAAAGGCUGACUUCUUUGAACAUUUUGGAACCAUCAUCAUUCAUCUGGAUUUGGUUACAGUCUUAUUAACAGCAGCAACAAGGAAAACCUUUUUGUGAGUGGAAAAGAGCUGUAAUUUAAAGACUUUCCAUUCGUUCCUUCAUCAUAACACGUUUGCGCCUUCCUCACCGAUGUAUGAAUUUCAAAUCUUUUUAAUCGUAAGCAUUUGAAUAAACGGUGUAUUAGUUUUAAUACACACAUUGUCAUUUAUUGUUCAUUGAUACAGAUGUUGUAUUGCUUCAUUAAAGAUUGUUUUAAUCACCACGUAUGGCACGGCACCAGGGUUGAGGUCAGGGCCCAUAUAUACAUGACGGGGGGUAGUCUGCAAAGCUGAGGGAUAUCAAGCAGUUUGAAGAAAGUUUUGACAUUCAAACUGACUUCAUUUAUUUUAAUAUGCAUGUUUGCAUGGCUGAAUUGAUCCCUCGCUGAAACCAGAUGGCAUUUCGAUAUAAGUUUUGCUUGUGUCCAGCAGCAGCCGCCACAAGAAACAGCCAGCCAACUGUACUUUAAGGCAGUUUUUCAUUAUAUUAUCAGAAGAAAGUAAACACCCAUUCUACGUUUCUAAGCUUCUAAGUCAUUAGAAUUCUACAAUUCACCAUUAGCAGCUUUUAUUUACAGCACCUUCUUUUUGGGUACAGUGUAGCACUGACCAGGAGAAGACCAUGAUGAGGAAAAGAAAAGAAAUGCAUUUCCAUGUUGUGUCAAUCCCAUCCGCAUAUGUCAGUUGUGUAUCGGGCCCUAAUCCUUGCAGUUGAUGUUGAUGUACAAACGCUGUAAAUAAUUUCGUGCUCUUAUUCUGCUGUCUUCUUAUUUCCAUGAUCUUAACAGCUUGGCACAGACACAUCUGACACUGACUGAGUAUCUCAGUAUUUCUUCCUUCAUUCUCAUUAGACUGAUAACUCAAGAGGAAGCAUCUGCUCAUAACAGACUCAUUAUCAAUCACUGGAUGUUGUUGUUUUGUUGGUUUGAUCGUUUUUUUCAACUCCAGACCGCUCAGUAUUGAAACUUCUUGUCGUGCAAUGCUAAUGGCCCUGCUUCAGCUCUGCUUGAACUGCUACUGCAGCAUCAAAUACAAAGCUCCGUUUACGCCGGCAGUCAGGGAAAACUUUAAUCCUUCUUCACAUUCAGACUGGAAGAGAGCUGUGGUAGAGAUUUUUUUGUAGGGUGGACAGAAUCUGAUUUAGCAUCGGCAUGUUGCUAGAUUAUACGUCUACUUGUUUACACUAGAAAAAAUAUCUCUGGCUGCAGCUUUCUUGUAGUCAGACUCUCUCCCUAAGUUGAGGUGAUGUGGGUUCAGGAAACAGGAGAGAUGAAUGCUACGCAGUCUGGUUCAUUUAACAUUUGUGAUGGGCUCCCACGUUUACAGAGCGAAGUUCAGCAAAGUCAGGUGAACGUGGAAAGUUCCAUACUCCUGUUCUGCUUUAUCCACAUGUUGUGUUGAAUAAGGAAACAGAUGUAAUAUAACAUGAAAGCUGUAUUCAAACAUUUCCUACAGCUUGCUUUUGUGCAAGUAAAUAUGAGAGAAAAAAAAACAAAAAAAAGAAACUGUUGAACAUUGUGCCUCAUCUCCCACCGAGCCUGUCUUUGACUUCUGUCUUCUAUCUCCUCUGUAAAAAGAAAUCUCCUUGUACAUACAAUUUGAGAAUGCAUUUGAACUGCAUCAUUGUACAAUAUGUAUGUGUGCGUGUCACUGAGCAUUAGCAACAAGCUAACAUGGUAUUACGGCCGUCUCAAGUCAUUUUAGUUUUCCUGUUACCAGCAGAGAAUGGCAGGUUGGGUUGGGUUUUCCCAAAACAAGGAUGGGUUUUUCACCAAUGUUGUUGUUUUUUUCUAUGAAAACAAUGAGCAAAUGUUUAUAACACUUAAAAACCCAUCACAGUGGUGUGCAUGGUUGACAAAGGAAAACAAAAAGUUGCCCAGAACAUGGUAUCAGAUUUUCAUUAAAACCAGAAGAAAAACAGUUCAGUCCUGCUCAACUUGAAUAAGUCAGUUACCACCCUAAAGAUCAAGAGCAGGUGGGGUCAAAGAUGAGCAAAGAAAAGAAAAAACAGCAGUGAGUGAAGCGAAUCAAAAUGCUUCUGUAGGAGAACAUAGACCCCAGUUUAACCCGGUUUUGGUAAACCCAGCCCAGCACCCCAGACGGUCAGUGCUGUGAUGAUGCAUUGUUACUGAGAGACAGACAGAGGAGCUAUAGGCUGCUGGGUAGUUGAUCUCACCCAAACUCAGGUGGACAUAUCACAACCUUGUUUUUCUAACAUUUUUAAGAUAGAAAAACAAGUGAAAACUUAAAUCCAGAGGUCUGUGUGGCUUUUAGAUACCACCUGUUGUUUUUUUGGUUGUUUUGUUUUGUUUUUAUAUUGAAUGCAGGAAUGAAUGAAUGAUUAACCAGAUUGUUGUAAUGUAUAACUGACAGCUUCAGUUCAGUGUAAUGAUAAUCUCAUAUUAAUGCUUCGUAACGUCUGUUCUUGGUAUCAUUAUGUUCCGUUGCCCAUCUCAUUUAUUCUCCUCCAGAUAUUUUUUUGUGGACAUUUUAAGCCCAUUUCUGGAAAUGGGGGCAGUUAUACUUAAUUAAAUCUUGAAAUCGUGAAAUUCAUUGGAAUGUGGCAUUUUAUAUUUUGAAUACUAUGAGUGUGUAUAUAUAAAAAAAUGAAUAAGUAGAAUUAUUCCGCAUGUCCACUGAAAAAAAAGGCAAUAACAGUACCAUGUAGUGCAAAGACGAGGAUUAGGUUGACUGAAAGCUUUGCUCCAGCAAAUUACUUUUGACAGUGUUUGAUGAUGGUUGUUGAGAUGAGCUACUGCUGUGCGAUCUCUAACAACUGCAAUGCAACUUUUGGACUUUUAUGAAAUCAGACGCCCACUGUUCAUUGACAUCAAAGUUCAUUUUCUGUGUGUGAAACCAGGAUAUGAAAAAAAAACAAUAAAAAAUGUGGAUGUGAGAAAAAGUU